ACACAAACAAUCACGUGGAAACAGUUUAAAUAUAUCAGUGGGAAGUGAGUUUUAUCAUUUCUGAUCCCUCAGUCCUCUUUCUACAAGACUGAACAUGAAUAAACUUUUUCAACUGUAAAUGCUUGAGGCGAACUAAACUAGUUUGAUAAGGGCAAAAUGAGGCAGGAAUGGGAAGCUGAAAAAAACCAAAAAGCGUCUGCUUUUCAGCUGUGGAGCUGCUAUACCCGGAGAGUCGUCUUGCUGCAGUUUCAGCCUAUUUACCAAGCUGCUUCUCGGAUUACAGUUGAUCCCGCCCCCUCACCACACAGCUUAAGCCAGUGGUGAGGCUGCUUUUCUGCAUGGAGGCGUUGCUUUCAGGCUUAACCGCCUGGUUGCCUAGGGAACCGGGCAGCAGAGACAGACGGGUUGGGGAAAAGAAAGCGUUUCCAGGUCAGCUCAAACAUGGAGAGAGGAGCAGAGAGACAAAGAGGAGGUGAUAGGGAGGUGGUAGAGGAAAAAGGCUCGGUGGAGAGGCAAUGGGGGGAGGCAGAGGUGCUGGCUCUCAUGUCUGUGUGGGACGAGGUGGGAGCUCAGCAUGUAGCUGAGAGCAGAACCACAUUUGAGUUGAUCUCAGAGCGUCUGAGGAGGCUUAGUGUUGUGCGCAGCUGGUGGGAGUGUCAGGCCAAGUGCAGGAGCCUGGGACUUAAGAGCAGGAAGCCUGAAGCAGCAGGCCCAUCAGCAAACUACAGCCCAGGAGUGGAUGGAAGGCCGGUGGAGGGCUGGGAGGAAGAGGUGGAAGAUGUGGGUAAUCAAAGAGGAAUCUACCCUUCCUCAGUCACAAUCUCAAUGCAGGAAGGAAUCAAGAGUCGAAUCCAUCUGGCUCUUCCUUACACUUCAAGUGUGGCUGAAGAGGGGGGCCGCCACUGGACAGAUGAUGAGGUACGAGCACUGUUGUGCAUCUGGGCUGACCGGCAUAUUCGAGAGCGCUUGAAGUGCACGCUACGCAACAAGUCCAUCUUCCAAGAGAUGGCCCGUCAGAUGCAGAGAAACUUUGGGGUGAUACGUAACUGGAAACAAUGUCGAACAAAAUACAAGAACUUAAAAUAUGACUACAAGACCGCCAAGAGCGCUCACGCUGCUGGAGGCAGCGUAGCGGGAGGCCCCGGGAAGUACAUGAAGUUCUUUGAUGAGGUGGAAGCCAUUCUGCUGGACCGUGGACUGGAAAAUGGGACUCUGGAGAUGCAGAGGAGGUUGUAUGAUGGAGAAAUGGGAGCUGGGAGGCUACAAACACCAGCAGGCAACACAGCACAGACAGCUUCAGAAAAUGAGGUUGUCAUAGAAAUUGAUGAUGAUGACACCAGUGAUGAUUACGAUAUGGAUGGCGACAUGGAAGCAAAAUGGAGAGGGACAGGUGCCCAUCUAACACCCACAGAUCCAUCCUGCUCUGACCAGUUCCACGUGGUCACUGUGUCAGACACGGGUCGAAACUGGAGUGACCAGGAGGUGCGUGCACUGAUUCAGGUCUGGUCUGAUGAGCGUGUGUGCAGGCAGUUGGAGAGCUCAACCAGAAAGAGAGACAUCUUUGUCCAGAUCUCUAACAGGUUAAUGCAGCAAGGCAUUGAACGUGACUGGAAACAGUGCCACACCAAGUACAAAAACCUCAAGUACCUUUACCGGUCCCUCCAAAGGGGCAAGACUGAUGAAACUGACCCAAGACGCCUUAUGAGGUUCUAUGAUGAGGUGGAUGCCAUUAUGAAUCACGCAACUAAUGGCUCACCUGCAAACCACCAACCAGAUUCAGGCGGACUUACGAUGCUGGAGGACUGCGAGGAGAACGAUCAUGCAGAUGUCAUUCUGACAAAGUCAAACACAGUGUCGACGAUGGUGGACGCGAUGGAGGAGAGAACAUGUAGUUCUGAUUCUGUCUCGUCUAUAAGCCUCGAUGCUACACCAAACGAUGAAGAACCAAGGCUGCAUCCAGGCAACGGGCACCGCUUGGAUCAAGAGCACAGAUUAAUGAGCUCUUCUGAAACUACAGCAGAAAAUGCAGAUACUCUAUCAGCAAACAGAGGAAUGAAGAGGAAAGCUGUGGAUCAAGACACCACACUCCAGAUACCAGUAAAAAAAAAACUGGUCACUGGCCCCAACUGUGCUGAUAACAUGAAAGCCCAGUGUAAAGAAGAGCAGGAACACAUCCCGAUAAUAAAGAUCAGUUCAGUGUGUUCAAUGGCCUCCCCUAAUCCAUCUCCUGGGAGACAGGUAAUCUUAAUCACAUGUGACAAAAUGUUACACAACUAAAGCAAACUUGUCAUUAGUCAUAAAAGCCUGUAAUGUCCAGAAAAGAUAUGAUGGUGCUGUGCUGGGGGAAAAGACAAUGUAAACUACAUUUUACAGCCUAUUUCUGCCUUGAGGAUGUGUUUGAAUAUUUGAAUACUUGAAUAUUUGAGAGUGAGACUGUUGCUUGUUGACAUUUGUCAUGGCUCCUCUGGGGGAAAACACUGCAGCAUCCUUACUGUCUGGCGAUUUAUUUUUCCACGUUCAUGUGACUCCUUUGUGGCUUUAAUUCAACAUGUGUAACAUUAUUUUCUCAGCACAGUGCUGAAAAAAAACAAUGCUGCCUCGAGUCACGCGUUUAACAAACCAAUUUUGUCACAUUUAAUCAGACACGCAAACUAUGUAUGACGUGAGUGUCGCUGUUUACUCCAAAAUACAAACAAACAAACAAAAAACCUACAACACUUUAACUUUCUUUUUCUUUGUUUUGCAUGUGUCAUUGAAAUUAACGUUAGCUAUUAAAAGUAGCUUUGUCCGUUACUGGGGGGGGAGUAACAGUCAUGUUUAAAAUAUGCGCGCACACACACCUUUCUGUU
This is a messenger RNA of Thunnus maccoyii (southern bluefin tuna), 2849 nucleotides long. RefSeq lists its product as uncharacterized. The record is from RefSeq and is a predicted model, not a curated record. The transcript has 6 exons. Lineage: Eukaryota; Metazoa; Chordata; Actinopteri; Scombriformes; Scombridae. Bases 442 to 2277 code for a protein of 611 amino acids.